UGUCUUCCUCAAACCCUCAAGCUAACAUCACAUGUGCUUGUCUCCAUAAUUUCAUACUGAAACAAGAAGCAGCAAAUCUAAAGAGAUCCCAUUUAUUUCUUUCUAUAUUUUCACAUCAAUUAGCAGUGUUGUAAUCAAAUGUUGUCUGGAUUACCAUAUUACUGCUAUCUCCUUUUGCUUCUCUGCUUGACAACAGUUUGUUUAGCGGGAGACCCUUAUAUACAUUAUGAGUGGACUGUUUCCUACAUUACAGCUUCUCCACUUGGAGUUAAGCAGCAGGUGAUUGGAAUUAACGGUCAAUUUCCAGGGCCCAUUCUCAAUGUCACUACCAACUGGAAUGUGGUUGUGAAUGUUAAAAAUGAUCUUGAUGAGCCUAUGCUUCUUACAUGGAAUGGUAUCCAGCAGAGAAAAGAUACAUGGCAAGAUGGUGUAUCUGGCACAAAUUGUCCCAUUCCUGCUGGCUGGAAUUGGACAUAUGAAUUUCAGGUUAAAGAUCAGAUAGGCAGUUUCUUUUAUUUCCCUUCCUUAAGCUUCCAGAGAGCUGGUGGUGGAUAUGGAGGGAUCACUAUAAACAACAGAAAUGUCAUUCCUCUGCCAUUCGCAACACCAGAUGGGGACAUCACACUCUUUAUUAGUGACUGGUUUAUGAAGAGUCAUAAGGAACUCAGACAUGAAAUCGAAACUGGAGUUGGCCUUGGAGCUCCUGAUGGUAUUCUAAUCAAUGGACUAGGUCCUUACCAUUAUGAUAAUGCCGUUGUAUCAGGCGGUAUAGUCUACCAGACAGUGAAUGUAGAACCAGGAAAAACAUACCGCCUUCGAGUACACAAUGUUGGUGUUUCAACUAGCUUGAAUUUCAGAAUCCAAAGUCAUAACCUUCUUCUUGUGGAGACUGAAGGUUCAUACACAGUACAACAGAACUACACAAGCUUGGAUAUCCAUGUUGGUCAAUCAUAUUCAUUCCUGGUCACAAUGGAUCAAAAUGCCAGCAGUGAUUAUUACAUUGUUGCCAGUCCACGCUUUGUUAAUUCCUCUGAUUCGUCGAAGUCGGUAGGAGUCUCUGUCUUGCAUUACUCAAAUUCGCAAGGACCCGCUUCAGGUCCUCUUCCAGACCCUCCCAAUGAAUCUGACACAUAUUUCUCAAUGAGUCAAGCGAGAUCCAUAAGAUGGAAUGUUUCUGCUGGUGCUGCACGGCCAAACCCCCAAGGAUCCUUCAAAUACGGUGAAAUCACUGUGACGGAUGUCUUUGUCCUUCAUAAUAGGCCUGCAGAGCUAAUAGAGGGGAAGUGGCGCACUACUCUCAGCGGUAUUUCAUACUUAGCGCCAUCAACACCUCUAAAACUUGCUCAGCAAUUUAACGUCCCAGGCGUUUUCAAGCUUGACUUCCCCAAUAAAAUGAUGAACAGGCCAGCAAAAGUUGAUACGUCAGUAAUUAAUGGUACUUUCAAAGCAUUCGUGGAAAUCAUAUUCCAAAACAAUGAUACAACUGUUCAGAGCUAUCACCUUGACGGCUAUGCCUUUUUUGUUGUCGGCAUGGACUAUGGGCUAUGGACAGAGAAUAGUAGAAGCACCUACAACAAAUGGGAUGGUGUUGCUCGAUGCACUACACAGGUGUUUCCAGGUGCUUGGACUGCCAUUUUAGUCUUCCUAGACAAUCCUGGCAUUUGGAAUUUACGUGCUCAAAACCUUGACUCGUGGUACCUUGGCCAAGAAACUUAUGUUAGUGUGGUGAAUCCGGAGAUCACAGAGCUUCCAGUUCCAGCAAACACCAUCUUUUGUGGUGCACUGUCACCUCUACAGAAGGACCAAGCUCGGAGAGUAAAUUUCUCUAGUGCACCAUCAUUGACGAAAACAAUCAAGCUGAUCUCUAUAGGCUUUGUCGUAUCGCUACUUGGAAGUUUUAUGAGGUAGCAAAUUGACCUUAAAAGCAGAAGAAUGAUGGAAAUUGCCACUGAAUGAGUCUUUGGGCUAACUGUUUUUUCUUUUUCUAUGCCUUGUAAUAUGUAACUAGUUGAACCCUAUAUUUAGGUAUCUGCACGUUAACUGUGAAUCUAUUUGUGUUUCUUGUAUGGUAAAAUAUUAUUCAAAUAUAUUUAUAGAACAUUAUUCUUGGCACUUUA
Messenger RNA from Solanum dulcamara, 2117 nucleotides. Its product is annotated as monocopper oxidase-like protein SKU5. Lineage: Eukaryota; Viridiplantae; Streptophyta; Magnoliopsida; Solanales; Solanaceae. The record is from RefSeq and is a predicted model, not a curated record. Bases 139 to 1908 code for a protein of 589 amino acids. Gene Ontology annotation, molecular function: oxidoreductase activity; copper ion binding. The transcript is spliced from 9 exons.